AUGCCAACCAUGCAGUAUCCAGAGCCAGCAAACGCCGACGGGCUUUCAUACGAGCCCGGAUCGGAGGAAAGAAAGCUUCUGAAGAACGCUCUUGGACAAUUGGAGAAUGUAGUUGCUGACAUCCCAAGCGUUAUUAAUGGGGAACGCAUUUUCACGGGCCGGAAGAGCGAGCAAGUCAAUCCUUGGAAUCGAUAUGGCGCUCCGUUAGCAGUAUAUUACGAAGUUGACGGGGAAACAAUAAAGGCGAAAGCCAUCCCGGGUGCCCUGGAAGCAAGAAAGACCUGGGCAAAUAUGCCUUUCAAACAUCGAGCAGCCAUCUACAGAAGAGCGGCGCACCUUGUUCAGUCUCCAAAAUACCGGUGGAAGCUCCUGGCUGCGACUAUGAUCGGACAAGGGAAGACAUGUGGACAGGCCGAAGGGGAUUGUAUCGCUGAAGUUAUCGAUACUUUGAAUUUCCAUGUCCACUUCUGCGCCCAGCUCUACCAGCAGCAACCGCCAAAACAAUUCGAAUCUUCGUCGAGUAGAUUGGAUUAUCGGGCUCUGGAAGGGUUUGUGCUCGCUGUGUCGCCCUUCAACUUUGCCGCCUUGGGAGCGCACAUUGCUUUCACCCCAGCUCUCCUAGGCAAUGUCAUUCUUUGGAAACCUUCGCCCAUGGCGGUUAUGUCUAACUAUAUUCUGUACGAAAUUAUGGAGGAAGCAGGUCUGCCGAAGGGUGUGAUUCAAUUUUUGCCCGCGGCCAACCCGCAAACAGUUGUGGAGCCAGCUCUUACCAAUCCUCACUUCGCUGGUCUUCAUUAUACUGGCUCUUCGGCAGUUCUGAGAGCCCUUCAUGCUCAGAUUGGCGCCAACGCGCAUAUCUAUAAAAGCUUCCCUCGCAUCUGGAGGCAAAACGUUGACUGGAUUGCUUCUGCUGCAGUCCGCUCAGCAUAUGAAUUCCAGGGCCAGAAAUGCAGUGCCUUGUCCCGUAUUUAUGUCCCGCAGUCUAUGUGGGAUCAGGGUGCUUUGAGAGUGGCAUUAGCUCUAGAAGCAGCCAAGAUGACGCACGGCGAUGACGUCAAACAGCUUCACCAUCCUCUCGGACCUCUAUGCUCGGAGGACUCUUUCGGGCGAUUUCAAAGAUUUGUUCAGUGCGCUAAGGACGAAGGUCACGAAUUGGUCUACGGUGGCAACACAGAUGGCAGCAAGGGGUAUUUUGUUCAGCCUACCAUCUUCAAAACCAAAGAAGGUGGCAAGGAUGCUGAUUUAAUGAGCAAAGAGCUCUUUGGACCUCUUUUCACAGUUCAGACAUAUGAUGAUUCCGCCGCAGGGGGCUUCGGGGAUGUAUGCGCGCUCAUCGAUAGCACAUCCGAAUACGCCUUGGCAGGUUCUGUCUUUGCCCGUGAUAGACAGGCUAUCAGAACUGCAGAUGAGAAAUUGAGAGAUUCAGUCGGUAUGUUUUGCAUCAAUGACAAAAGCACAGGGGCGGUUAUUGGUGCGCAUCCGUUUGGAGGAGCUCGUUCAAGUGGUACAAACGACAAAGCAAAUUCAGUGAAUGUUUUGCUAAGAUUUUCAAGCAUUCGCUGUGUAAAGGAUAGUUAUAUGACGGGUAGCACCACUUUGUCUGCCUGCCAUAUUCCGGAAUAG
Molecule: messenger RNA, 1623 nt
Organism: Penicillium hordei
Lineage: Eukaryota; Fungi; Ascomycota; Eurotiomycetes; Eurotiales; Aspergillaceae
Exons: 3
Coding region: 1-1623 (540 amino acids)
Cellular component (GO): mitochondrial matrix
Molecular function (GO): L-glutamate gamma-semialdehyde dehydrogenase (NAD+) activity
Source: RefSeq, a predicted model, not a curated record